GUGUAUAUAAUAAUUGAGCAUACAAUCGUGUAUAGUUUUUUUUUAUUUCCUUUUGCCGUAGACCAAGUCAUAGAAAUCAGGUGAUACCCUCUUACAGGUUGCUGUUACCAAAAAUCUUUAUAGCUUUAUAGCAGUUCUUCUAACUAAAUAGAAAUGAAAUUCAGUUGUUUCUCUAUUUUCCUUAUAACUUUUGCUGCAGUCGUUUAUGGCCAUAAUAUAGAAGAGUUCCCGAUAUUCGGCAGUCAGGAUUAUGCCGCAGAAAAGAUUUCACGAGAUUGGCCCUUCGAGGAUAACGUAGAUAAACGACCAUUCUUAACAAGAGACUGCUUCAGACCUGUUGAUGGUAGUCCCAAACCUAUAAUGUGCAUGGCGGCUAUUUCUGCUUGGAGUUUUGAUAUGAAAAGUAAAUCUUGUAAAUCAACAGUGUAUGGAGGAUGCAACCCAACUAAGAAUCUUUUCUACACUAAAGCUCAAUGCGAAGAAGUGGCAAAGCCAGUUUGCAAAAAGUUGCUUCACAUUCUGGAGAACGUCGAUCUAAUUAAUAUACUUGAUAUACUAAUUUAUAAAGUUCAAGAUUGAUGUUAUUAUUUACCUAAUUUUACAUUCAGUUAUUGUACUAGUUAUUUUCAUUAUUGAUAAUAUGUAAUAUACAAUUAUCU
Molecule: messenger RNA, 659 nt
Organism: Diabrotica balteata
Lineage: Eukaryota; Metazoa; Arthropoda; Insecta; Coleoptera; Chrysomelidae
Source: the annotation of a GenBank genome assembly